Messenger RNA from Ictalurus punctatus (channel catfish), 3546 nucleotides. Its product is annotated as N-alpha-acetyltransferase 30. The record is from RefSeq and is a predicted model, not a curated record. Bases 228 to 1313 code for a protein of 361 amino acids. Gene Ontology annotation, biological process: N-terminal peptidyl-methionine acetylation. The transcript is spliced from 4 exons. NCBI's taxonomy places the organism in Eukaryota, Metazoa, Chordata, Actinopteri, Siluriformes, Ictaluridae. Gene Ontology annotation, molecular function: protein-N-terminal amino-acid acetyltransferase activity. Gene Ontology annotation, cellular component: NatC complex.
UAUGCGGCGGUGUGUCGUGAAACUGCUUUGCAGCAAUAAUGGCGACCGUAUCGACGCAUCCCUUUCCGGCAGUGAGGAGAACGACGCUGUGCAGACACUGAGCGAGCCGGAGCUUAUCAGAGGCUGAAAAUGAACUCUCGUUUUUAUGGACGCGUUUUGUUCAGUGUCUCAUUUAUGAGACUCGGUGAAUACUGCUUCCUUUAUUAGGUUUUGUACCGUGAACGCUGAUGGCCGCGGUUCCAACUGGGCCUGGCAGCGGAUCCCGGGCAGAGAUGAUUUCUUUCCAGGGGAAUGGGUGCUCUGUCCUCGGGGAACGGGAGAAACUCGGGCGUAAGCUGCAGGACUCGGUCGUGGCAGAUACUGGACAGAAACCAGAUGUAUGCGGGUGUAAACUGGAACGAGGGAACAACCGGGAUUACCCGUUCUCGGAGCUGAACCACCAGUGUGAAACGUUUGAGCGACGAAUAAACGGCUUGAAUUGUAUCGGAGUGUCUGGUUUUAUCCAUAAUCAUAAAGAGGAUGAGAGCUUGAAUGGACUUAAUGCGACUGCAGAGCACUUUGACAGAUCCAGCUCUGUACAAAACACCAACAACCCAGAGCACAAACUAGGUUUACCUUGCCAAGACAUGAACAAGAACAGUGACAUCAGUUUAGUUACAUUAUCUAGAACUGAAACCAGUCAGAGACAUGCAAAUAUUGGACAUGACCUUGGUAAUAAAGUCACAAAAUGUUACCUAAGGAAUGAUCAAGGACCUGAGGUAACAUCUCAAACUGUAGCUGCUGCUGAUGGACCAGUAUUAGAGAUGUGCAGGUUAGAUCUGAACCAUUCGCCUGUCACAGAAGUGAACCAAAGUCAGGAUGUUGUGUAUGUGCACUAUGAGUCUGAACUACAAAUGCCAGGCAUAAUGAGACUGAUAACCAAGGAUCUCUCCGAGCCUUAUUCCAUAUAUACAUACCGGUACUUUAUCCACAACUGGCCACAGCUUUGCUUUCUGGCAAUGGUACAGGAGGUUUGUGUGGGAGCAAUUGUGUGUAAACUAGACAUGCACAAGAAGAUGUUUCGGCGUGGAUACAUUGCCAUGCUUGCUGUGGACUCCAAACAUCGUCGAAAAAACAUUGGUACUAACCUUGUAAAGAAGGCCAUCUAUGCUAUGGUGGAGGGAGACUGUGAUGAAGUGGUGCUGGAGACAGAGAUCACUAACAAAUCUGCCCUGAAGCUGUAUGAAAACUUGGGGUUUGUGAGGGACAAGCGGCUCUUCAGAUAUUAUCUCAACGGUGUGGACGCUUUGCGGCUCAAACUGUGGCUACGCUAAGCUCAGGCCCUGUCAAAGCUUUCCUUUCUUCAGUAUGCUCACAGUCAAAACCACCAUUUUGACUGGGCACAAUCAUUCAAGGCCAUCUUUGCUGGUUAAAUAAAGUACUAUAUUUGAUAUAUCUCUGUGAGAGCCAGGGAACACAGAGAAAAGGGAAAAAAAAAGUUAAAACACCACAAGUGUAGCAAUUGAAGUCCUCAAGGAGUCAUCUGGUGUGAAUCUAAGCAGGGUUGGAUCUCAGAAGAGCAAAAAAGGGUAGAUCCAGCAGAUUCAAUUAAUAUUAAGCUGCAACAAAGAAGUCGCUUUAGUGUUAGUUUGACUUGAGGCUUCAAUCAAGACGUGUUUUUUUCCCCCCCAUCAUGCUUAUUCUUAUAAGUGAUUUGAACAAAGAGUGCAGAUUUUUUUUUUAAUGUAGUGUGGUGUGUGUUUGAUUGCCUUGAGGGUUUGCUGUGAGCAGUGUGUGCUAGUAAUGUGCUUAUUGGUAAAGCUGAUAUGUGGUUUCUACAUGUGUGGGAGACUUCCACUCUACACUGGUCCAUUUCUCCAGACGCUUUAGUUGCAUCAGGCAUUAUUUGAUGGGCUACAAGUACAGUUCAUGAACUAAAAGAGCAAAACAAAGAAUAAACACUCAUCGUUUGUCAGAGCUCUUUAAUGUGGUAGUGAUGCUCAUAUGCACAAACAUAAUGCUAGUGUCAAUCCUUGCAAUUGAGCAGUUUUGAAUAGUUUGCGGCUGUUCAGGGAGCAUGUAGGUUCUGUGUGAAAUUCUGCUUAUGUGAGAAGGAAUUUCUAACUUUAAAUUUAUGUCUUUAAAAAAUAUGUCACCCUGCGAUGGAUUGGCACCCUGUCCAGAGUGUACCCCGCCUUGUGCCCGAUGCUCCCUGGGAUAGGCUCCAGGUUCCCUGUGACCCUAAAAAGGAUAAGCGAUAUAGAGGCUGGAUGGAUGGAUGGAUGGAAAACAUGUCUACCCCACAGAAAAACACAGCAAGGUCUGACCAGCAACUAUCUGACAAAACACCUGCUGAUUUGGUCAUUAUUAAGAAAAUUUGAGAAACAGUUUAUGAAUUACUACUACUAUUGUAACAUCGUAGACAUUUUAUUUUAUUUUAGUAAGUAACGUAACUAAAAAAAAAUUACAAAAUAAGUCUUUCUUUUUUAAUCAAUUUAGUCAAGUAGUAAGGAACGUGGAAAAUAGCAGAUGUGCCAUCUUUCAUGCAUUUUGCAUAGGAACUCUGCAUUUUAUUUUUGGAGUAUGCUGCUGUAAAUAAAAACCCCAAAACAUACAAAGUACUGUCACCUGAGACUCCUUACAUAAAUGUCUCCCUACAGAAAGCGUCACCAUAUAAACGAUUAUAAUCUUCGUUAUGUAAAAACCAAUUUUAAAAAAAUCCUUUUAUUAUUAGGUGUAGAAUAUGUGGCGCGUCCUCCAUACAAGUCCCUGUGAAUGAGUUGUUACCAGAGAAGAGACUAUUAAGACAUUAGAACCAGUACGUUAAUAUAAACAUGAUUUGAAUUACAGCCGACAUUACUGUCAGAGCUGCUGUUAUAGAAAAUUCAACAGAUUCAAGCACUCAAUAUAUAACAUUUUACUGUUGAAUGCAAAGUUUAGGGGAAUCCAGACAAAGAAAUGUAAUGUUCCUUUAUUAUUACAAGUAACAAAAAUGGUCAAAAAGUGGGAGAAUUUUGUGUAAGUAUUAUUUAAUAACUUGUAUGCCCAAACUUCAUUUAUAUUAUAACUGCCUUAACCUAAUCUGCAUCCUGUGAAUUAUUCUUGUUACGCAGUAAGUCUGCCGAAUGUCAUCCACAGUAAGAGUAUUUUUCUGUUGGUCUUGCCUUAUGCUUUGGAUUGUUGCCUUGUUUUAUUUUUUAAUGUUUUGGAUAUGUUUUUAAAAUAUAUAAAUAAUAUAAUAUAUUAUUUCAUAAUGAGGGAUGCAAACCAUACACAACUAUAUAUGUAUAAGAUCAGGUCAGACAACUGAAAAUUGGAAAUAAUUUUAUAAUUCUGUGGCGUGUCUAGUUAAGUUGAUGUGUCAGCUUUAGGAUGAGGUGUCUACUGGAGAUAGAGGACUGUGAAAGACUUACUGUAUGUGGAAAGUGUGAGAAAGUAGAAGAGAGGAGCAAGGCUACAGAGGAGAGAAGAUAAGUGGAGGAGGAAGCAGCUGAACUGUUUACCGGGUAUUUCACACCUUGCAACUUUCAUUGAACUACAUUUAAAUAAAAUCUGUUUUAACUUUUA